Fonsecaea erecta is the source of this 2499-nucleotide messenger RNA. RefSeq lists its product as hypothetical. The coding region runs from base 1 to 2499 and encodes 832 amino acids. The record is from RefSeq and is a predicted model, not a curated record. Lineage: Eukaryota; Fungi; Ascomycota; Eurotiomycetes; Chaetothyriales; Herpotrichiellaceae. The transcript is spliced from 4 exons.
AUGCCGUUUCCCAGCUUGCGACGGCGCACGGUCAAUGAAACGGUUCAGCAGCCAGAGGAACACAAGACUCCUUCGCCAUCACCAAGAGGUCGCUCAGCAACCGUCCCUAGCCUGACUCCACGCAAGAGCUUAACAUCUCUCAUCGGCUCCGUCAGAAAGAGAGGUAAUCCGAGCCUCUCGUCAACCAAACCUCAGCAUCAUGUCCUCGGACAAGAACUGUACUCCGACUACGAUGCCUCGAAUCCCGAUCACGACCCUUUUAGUGCUGACCAACGCUCUUCUGUUGCGGACAAAUCCAAGCGGUACUAUCGGACACCAAGCCCCCAUCCUCUGAAGAUGUCAGCCGCCUCCUCUCUCUCCCGAUUGUCGAAGUUGAGCCGCGGCACUCCCAGUAGCAAGUGUUCAGGCUCCUCUCCAGCUGGAUCACCUCCAAAGACCUUCCUGGAAACGCUGGCUGACGCUAUUCGAGCUCCGACUUCAUUGUUUUACAAGGAGAAUAAGACCAGCUCACAGGGUGAGGACGGCAAAAUAUCCCCAGGGAAGAGUGUCAGUCCGAAGAAGUCGGUCAGAUUCAAGCCUGGGAAAUCAAUCAUCGAGGAUGAACCCCGAUCUUCGCCCAUCGACAUCCCGAGAGCGACACCGUCCCUGCCUCCCGUUCAGCUAGCGAGCACACCUCUCAUGCAAUUCUUUGGGAAUGAUCACCCACAUCUGAUCCCGACCGCCAGGCCUCCUCAGCCGCGAGUACUGAACUCUACUAUCAAUUUCCGCCAGGCGAUGGCUGAAGCUCAGACGUCCAUCACCGAGGACGAGCUGCAGGAAGUCGCAUCUGUUAGCACCCCUCUGUCAGAACUUCCGUUGCCUUUACGGGGAGCGACUGCCGCCGUGGAGAAACCUUUUAGAGAUCCAAAUGAUGAGCGCGACCUGGAAAUUAGGCGGACUAUGCUCCAAGAGUACGAUAACCAGUUGACGAUCAAAGGAACAGAAGCUUGUGGAUCCGCGGACAUUGUCAUUGACAGAGACUUCGCCGCUAACGAUCAGAAAGUGCAGAAUUUGCCUCAAGGCAAUUCCACGAGAGCCCCAGUGGCAGCCUCUCGCUUGAGUUUAGUGUCGAAAGCAGCCAAACAGGAUGAGGGUUCGAACGAGCCAAAGCUCUCCUGCGAGAUCAGUCCGUUUGAAUUGUUCACCGAGGCCGCAAACACGCUCAAAGCCGAUGGGCCAGCUGCUGCCCGAGACGAUACAGACUCGGAUUACUCCGAUGGACAAUCAGUUGCUGUGGCGGUUUCAUCCCUGAGCACAGGUGAAGAUGAGGAGAGGUGGAACGAAGGCCCAACUCACGAAGAUAUUCGUCUCCGGUUUAAGCAUCCGGAACGCUAUAGAUCCCUUAAUUCUCGUGAUGCGGACAAAGCUUCAGACUCGAAGGCGAAUUUACAAGAAAACACCCGUGCAGGAGCAGCCAUUACUCCGUUGCCAGAUUCUGCUGCAGAAUGGAGUCCGAUUCAGCAGCUUUCACCGCCUAGAACUGCUGGUGAGGUAAGCCCAGAGUCACGGAAGAGAAAGAAAUAUCAGCGUUCGACCUCCGAUGAAGACCCAUACCUGUAUAUGCCCGAGGCCUUUCUUAACAACCCACCCUGGGUCGCUGAGCUCGCCCUUCGGGGGGAUAGACCGUACCCAAACAACCAAUCGAGACAGCCUUCCCCUCUCUUCCCUGGCCCUCGGAUGGGAAGAUACGAGAGGAUAACGUCGGUGGCGGCAACUAUGACGGAGAGCGAACCAGAUGGCGGGGCUUUCUUGUAUCCUGAGGAUGCUGAGAUCGAGAGGGAAGGGUAUACUGAAAACUGGGGCAGCUUCAAGGUCGAACCAUGUCCCUGGCCACCGCUCCCUGGCGCACCGAGAACACCGUCUCCAGCAUCCGUUCCGUUGCCUUUGUCCACACGCCCCUCGGCCAGAACCUCUUACGAACUGCAUACAGAUGAGUACGGGUCCUGUCCCUUUGGAGACGACCGAGAGCCAUCUAGCUUUGGUGAUGGAUAUGCCGGACAAUGUGGGGUGGCCAACACCACUGGGGCUGAUGAGCAUAGCCUGAAUCGGAACAACUGUGCCGGCCUUGGAAGGACUUCACAACCAAUUGGUCGUGAUACAGAGGAAGAUAAGCUAGCAAGAGCUGCUGAGGUCUUGAAAAGAUUCGUCCCUCGCAAAGCCAGUGGUCCGAGCACCACGCAUAAUCCGACCACGGAGCUGGAACCCAAAUCUGCACGUGAACAUACUACCAAAUCCCUUCGAUUGAAGCGUCUACCAGGUCGAAGUUCGGACACGGAAAUGGAGAGCCUGAACCAAUGCAUGUUGAGUCGAAGGAGAUCGACUACAGUCGAAAGCAAAUGGUCUGCAGGAAGCGAAAUGUCCCAGGACAGUGGUUCAGGACAAACCCACAAGACAGCGACGUCCACAGACCUCUCUGAAACGCUGGAGGAGGACGAACGUCUGUGCAAGGGCAUUGUUUGA